This is a messenger RNA of Osmia lignaria (orchard mason bee), 2001 nucleotides long. RefSeq names its product chaperonin containing TCP1 subunit 1 (gene CCT1). Gene Ontology annotation, biological process: protein folding. NCBI's taxonomy places the organism in Eukaryota, Metazoa, Arthropoda, Insecta, Hymenoptera, Megachilidae. The record is from RefSeq and is a predicted model, not a curated record. Gene Ontology annotation, molecular function: ATP binding; ATP hydrolysis activity; ATP-dependent protein folding chaperone.
GAUAGGCGUCGCUGAUCGUCAUUAUUAGUUACAGGCACACACGCGGAUCAUUUUGUAAGACGUUUUGUCGGCAAUUAAAGUUUCAAUUGUCCUGCACUUGUGAUACUCUGUAAAAGUAAAAGAAAUUAUUUAAAAAUGUCAACAGUAGCUAGUCCUUUGGUUGUUGGAGGUGUACGGCAGUCUGGUGCUCCAGUACGAACACAAAAUGUCAUGGCUGCUUGUGCAAUUGCUAAUAUAGUGAAGAGUUCCUUGGGCCCCGUUGGUUUGGACAAAAUGCUUGUAGAUGACAUUGGUGAUGUUACUGUUACUAAUGAUGGUGCAACUAUUUUGCGCUUGCUUGAGGUUGAACAUCCAGCUGCAAGAGUUUUAGUAGAGUUGGCCCAGUUACAAGAUGAAGAAGUUGGGGAUGGUACUACAUCAGUUGUAAUAAUUGCUGCUGAGUUAUUAAAAAAUGCUGAUGAGUUGGUGAAACAAAAGAUUCACCCAACAUCUGUAAUUAGUGGUUACAGACUUGCUUGCAAAGAAGCCUGUAAAUACAUUCAGAAGCAUUUAACAGUCAGUGUUGAUGAGCUUGGAAGAGAUUGCUUAGUUAAUGUAGCAAAAACUUCUAUGUCUAGUAAAAUUAUUUCAGCUGAUGCUGAUUUCUUUGGAAAUAUGGUCGUUGAUGCUGCUAAUGCAAUAAAAGUGAAUGAUGGAAAAGGAGGCUUUCUGUAUCCCAUAAAAGCUGUUAAUGUUCUGAAAGCUCAUGGGAAAAGUGUUAGGGAAUCUGUAUUAGUACAAGGCUAUGCAUUGAAUUGUAUUGUAGCUUCGCAGGCAAUGCCUAAGAGAAUAGCAAAUGCAAAAAUCGCAUGUCUAGACUUUUCUCUGCAAAAAACAAAAAUGAAAUUGGGCGUUGAAGUCUUGAUCACAGAUCCCGAAAAGCUUGAAGCAGUUCGUCAACGAGAAAUAGAUAUUACGAAAGAACGUAUUCAAAAAAUUCUAGCCGCGGGCACGAAUGUUGUUCUUGUGUCUGGUGGAAUCGAUGAUCUGUGCUUAAAGUAUUUCAUAGAAGCUAAGGCAAUGGCAAUUCGUAGAUGCAAAAAAGCAGAUUUGAAAAGGAUUGCAAAGGCCACUGGUGCACAAUUUGUUACUUCUUUAACUAACAUGGAAGGAGAAGAAAGUUUUGAACCCAGUUUUCUUGGAGAAGCUGCUGAAGUAGUGCAAGAAAUGAUAUGCGAUGAUGAACUUAUUCUUAUCAAAGGACCGAAAGCAAGGACGGCAAGUUCUCUUAUAUUACGCGGACCAAAUGAUUAUUACUGCGAUGAAAUGGAACGGUCCGUACAUGAUGCAUUGUGCACCGUUAAACGAGUUUUGGAAAGCAAAAGCGUAGUUGCAGGAGGAGGUUGCGUUGAGGCAGCGCUUUCAAUUUACUUAGAAAACUUUGCUACAUCCUUGAGCUCUCGAGAACAAUUAGCUAUCGCUGAAUUUGCUAGAUCAUUGCUAGUUAUACCGAAAACAUUAGCAGUCAACGCGGCACAGGAUGCUACCGAUCUUGUCGCUAAAUUACGAGCUUAUCACAAUUCCAGUCAAACUAAAGCAGAUCUUGUAGAUUUGAAAUGGGUUGGUCUUGAUUUACUUGAGGGUACUAUUAAAGAUAAUAAGAAGGCUGGUGUAUUGGAACCAGCCAUUUCCAAAAUAAAGUCUUUGAAAUUUGCAACAGAAGCAGCAAUAACUAUCCUUAGAAUUGAUGAUAUGAUCAAACUGGAUCCAGAUCGCUCAAAAGACAAAUCAUAUCGCGAUGCAAUGGAUGCUGGAGAAUUGGAAGAGUAAAAUUACAAUGUAUUUAUCCCUCUUCUUCUUACAUGAUUCGUUAUAUAAUGCAAACUAAGUUAUUUUUUACUAUGAAUACCGUUUCACAAUUUAAUGAUAAGAAAACAUUACGAUUUAACAUUGAUGUUCGUACGUUAAGUUGAUCUUACAAUUAAUGCUUUGUCAUAAAUAAAUCUGCAGGCAUAAUAUAAA